GCUUCCUAGUUGUUCGUUGUGGGAUUCGUCUCCCCUUAACUCUUUAUCUCUAGAUCUAGACGUUUCUUUCCUGAGGCUUCAGCUGCUAUCCCUUGUCCUUUGUUAGUUAAAAAAAAAAAAAAAAAUUCCCUAGGCGGACCCACCCACGUUACCCAGGAGGCACCGCGAACGGACGCUGGUACCGUAUUCCCAGAGUUCCCCGUAUCUUUCGCUUGCGUCCGUAGACGUCGAAGCCAAGAUGGCGACUGGGACAGGCAAGCACAAGCUGCUGAGUACUGGCCCAACAGAGCCAUGGUCCAUCCGAGAGAAGUUGUGUUUAGCAUCUUCUGUUAUGAGGAGUGGAGAUCAGAACUGGGUAUCGGUUAGCAGAGCAAUCAAGCCUUUUGCAGAACCUGGCCGGCCUCCAGACUGGUUUUCUCAAAAACAUUGUGCUUCUCAGUAUUCGGAACUCUUAGAGACUACUGAGACUCCAAAACGGAAGCGGGGCGAGAAAGGAGAAGUGGUAGAAACUGUUGAAGAUGUUAUUGUUCGGAGAUUGACUGCCGAGAGAGUUGAGGAGCUAAAGAAAGUGAUAAAGGAGACACAGGAGAGAUACAGGCGGCUCAAAAGAGAUGCAGAACUAAUUCAGGCCGGACACAUGGACAGCAGGCUGGAUGAGCUUUGCAAUGACAUUGCAAUUUCCUUCUUUAGGAAAAAGAAAUUGGAGGAGGAAGAGGCUGAAGUGAAGAGGAAGGCUACAGAUGCUGCAUACCAGGCUCGGCAAGCAGUAAAAACACCUCCUCGAAGGCUGCCAACUGUGAUGGUCCGCUCACCUAUAGAUUCUGCCUCCCCAGGAGGUGAUUACCCACUGGGAGACUUGACUCCAACCACUAUGGAAGAGGCUACCUCUGGGGUAACCCCUGGGACUUUGCCGAGUACCCCAGUCACCUCGUUUCCUGGGAUUCCUGACACCCUUCCUCCAGGCUCUGCACCCUUAGAAGCCCCCAUGACCCCAGUAACAGAUGAGUCACCCCAGAAAAAGAUGCUUGGACAGAAAGCAACUCCACCCCCCUCCCCUCUGCUGUCAGAGCUCUUGAAGAAGGGCAGCCUCCUGCCUACUAGCCCCAGACUGGUAAAUGAGAGUGACAUGUCUGUGGCUUCUGGCCAUCUGAACAGCACAGGUGUGCUCCUGGAGGUAGGCGGGGUUCUUCCCAUGAUACAUGGUGGGGAGAUGCAGCCCACAACCAGUACUGUUGCAGCCUCCCCUGCUGCCUCAGGUGCUCCCACCCUUUCCCGGCUUCUAGAAGCUGGCCCUGCACAGUUCACCACUCCUCUUCCCUCCUUCACCACUGUUGCCAGCGAGCCUCCAGUGAAACUUGUGCCACCUCCUGUAGAGCCUGUGUCCCAGGCUACCAUUGUCAUGAUGCCUGCGCUGCCAGCACCAUCCUCUGCUCCGCCUGUCUCCACUCCUGAAAGUGCAGCUCCAGUGAGUCAGCCUGACAACUGUGUUCCCCUGGAAGCUGUGGGAGAUCCACAUACUGUGACUGUUUCCAUGGAUAGCAGUGAAAUCUCCAUGAUCAUUAAUUCUAUCAAAGAAGAGUGUUUCCGGUCAGGAGUAGCAGAAGCGCCUGGUGGAUCAAAGGCUCCAAGCAUAGAUGGGAAGGAAGAUUUAGAUCUGGCGGAGAAGAUGGAUAUUGCUGUGUCUUACACAGGUGAAGAGUUGGACUUUGAAACAGUUGGAGAUAUUAUUGCCAUCAUUGAAGACAAGGUUGAUGAUCACCCUGAAGUGCUGGAUGUGGCAGCUGUAGAAGCAGCACUGUCGUUCUGUGAAGAACAUGACGACCCUCAGUCCCUGCCUGGCCCUUGGGAGCACCCUAUCCAGCAGGAACGGGACAAGCCAGCCCCUCUUCCAGCACCAGAGACGACAGUCAAACAGGAGAGACCCGACUUUGAGGAGACCGAGAACAAAGGGAUCCAUGAACUGGUAGACAUCAGGGAGUCAGGUGUGGAGAUUAAGGUGGAACCUGCAGAGCCAGAGCCAGGCAUGUCAGGGGCCGAGAGAGUAGCUGGAGUCGGUCCAGUCUCAAGUAUGGAGCCACCAGAACUCAGGAGUCAAGACUUCGAUGAAGAACCUAGAAGUUCUGCAGCUGGAGAGAUUGGUGAAGCAGGUGGUUCCAGCGGGAAAGGCGACGAGAUGCCACUUUCCACUGUGAAGACAGAGGCAUCCCCUGAAAGCAUGUUGUCUCCAUCACAUGGCUCAAAUCCUAUUGAAGAUCCUUUAGAGGCAGAGACUCAACACAAGUUUGAAAUGUCAGACUCGUUGAAAGAAGAAUCAGGGACUAUUUUUGGAAGCCAGAUAAAGGAUGCUCCGGGUGAGGAGGAGGAAGAAGAUGGAGUCAGUGAAGUGGCUAGCCUAGAGGAGCCCAAGGAAGAGGACCAAGGAGAGGGCUAUUUGUCUGAGAUGGAUAAUGAGCCCCCUGUGAGCGAGAGUGACGAUGGCUUUAGUAUCCACAAUGCCACACUGCAGUCACACACACUGGCAGACUCCAUCCCAAGCAGCCCUGCCUCCUCACAGUUCUCCGUGUGCAGUGAAGAUCAGGAAGCAAUUCAGGCUCAGAAGAUAUGGAAGAAAGCCAUUAUGCUUGUGUGGAGAGCUGCAGCAAAUCACAGGUAUGCCAAUGUGUUCCUGCAACCUGUUACAGAUGACAUAGCACCUGGCUACCAUAGCAUUGUGCAGAGACCUAUGGAUUUGUCAACAAUUAAGAAAAACAUUGAAAAUGGACUGAUCCGCAGCACAGCCGAGUUUCAGCGUGACAUCAUGCUGAUGUUUCAGAAUGCUGUUAUGUAUAACAGCUCAGACCAUGAUGUGUAUCACAUGGCAGUGGAGAUGCAAAGAGAUGUCCUGGAACAGAUCCAGCAAUUCUUGGCCACACAGUUGAUUAUGCAAACAUCCGAGUCUGGAAUCAGUGCUAAAAGUCUUCGGGGGAGAGAUUCUACCCGAAAACAAGAUGCUUCAGAGAAGGACAGUGUCCCCAUGGGCUCUCCUGCCUUCCUUCUCUCUCUCUUUGAUGGGGGAACCAGGGGACGCCGCUGUGCCAUUGAAGCAGAUAUGAAGAUGAAGAAGUGAAGCCUCAGAGUCCCCUCUUUGAGCAGAACCUGAACUAGGAAUAAACAAGAUAGAGCUUGGGGCAUGUGGGCUCAGGUCCACACUUGAUCUUAGUCAAAAGGCUGAGAAGCAAUAUGGGCCCAGAAGAGAAGGUGCCUGGGCCAGAUGCCAUGAGUUGAGAAAAAUCUCUUUUCAGAGAGUUGGAGUAGCACAGUUGCCCGUUUUAGGGCAAAAAUCAUGGGUUGUGUUAAUGCCCUAAUGUGUAGCUAGCAGAUUGUAGCUAAUUUGUACUGUCUUGUGAAGUGUACAGACUUUUUUAAAAAAUAAACCUGUGAAGCUUGUGUAUAUAACAAACAGAAGGUAAA
This is a messenger RNA of Onychomys torridus (southern grasshopper mouse), 3450 nucleotides long. It is a transcript of the gene Brd8, whose product is annotated as bromodomain containing 8. Gene Ontology annotation, cellular component: NuA4 histone acetyltransferase complex. Gene Ontology annotation, molecular function: protein binding. The transcript has 22 exons. The record is from RefSeq and is a predicted model, not a curated record. The coding region runs from base 239 to 3106 and encodes 955 amino acids. NCBI's taxonomy places the organism in Eukaryota, Metazoa, Chordata, Mammalia, Rodentia, Cricetidae.